UUUUUAGUAACCAGGAACUGAGCUGAUUUUUAAAAAUAAAUAAAUAGCAAUCAGGGGCCUUGCUGCAAGGCACCGGUUUGCUAGUUUCCUGCAGGCCAGAAGCGAUGCCAUCUACACCAACGAUCGUCCAAAGAUUAAACCUGCCGCGUACAACUUGCUAGAUUGAAAAUAGGCAGUUGGGCCCUUGGCCGCCUCCUAGGAGUGCUUGCGCGUUGAAAUCGGGAGGACCUUCUGCAGUUUGAGCGCGCUUUCUCCGGGAAGGCAGCGGGGUUGAAAGUGCGUGUGGGGGUUUGGAUUUCGUACAGCAGCGCAACUGGCCUUCUGCAAGGGCGCUGUGACACCCCUCCCGGGACCCACUUCGGUCUGUUGCUUCUUCGGCUGCUCCAGGUCGGUUUUUCCCGGCGACUCUAGUGUGGCUUCCAAACUUCUGCGCUCCUGGCUCACUUCGGAACUUGCCCCCGCCUCCCACUCGCUUCGCUGGCGCCCUGGGAAGUUGCAGAAGCCACAGUAGUCGCCCAAAGAGCACCCUCGGAGACCGCGGGUGGCCGGCAGCGAUGAAACCGUCUUGGCUGCAAUACCGUAAAGUCACCGGCGCCGGGGGGCUCGGAGGGCCUUUGCCCGGGUCUUCUGCGGCCCGGGGAGCCCGUGCGGCCCGCAUGGCUUUCGUGGCCCCGGGUCCGCGGGGUGGUCUCGGGACCCUGGGCUGCAGAGCGCUGUCCUCGGGCAGUGGCAGCGAGUACAAGACCCACUUCGCCGCCUCGGUGACGGACCCCGAGAGGUUCUGGGGCAAAGCUGCUGAGCAGAUCAGCUGGUACAAGCCCUGGACCAAAACGCUGGAGAACAAACACUCGCCCUCCACCAGUUGGUUUGUGGAAGGAAUGCUUAACAUUUGUUACAAUGCCCUUGAUCGUCACAUUGAAAAUGGUAAAGGGGAUAAGAUUGCCAUCAUCUAUGACAGUCCUGUUACAAACACUAAAGCAACCUUUACCUAUAAAGAAGUUCUGGAGCAGGUCUCCAAGCUGGCUGGUGUCUUUGUCAAGCAUGGAAUCAAGAAAGGUGACACUGUGGUUAUCUACAUGCCCAUGAUCCCGCAGGCGGUGUAUGCCAUGCUGGCAUGUGCAAGGAUAGGUGCCAUCCACAGUCUCAUAUUUGGGGGAUUUGCUUCUAAAGAACUAAGUAGUCGCAUUGAUCAUGUAAAGCCCAAGGUGGUUGUUACAGCAUCAUUUGGCAUUGAACCUGGAAGGAGGGUAGAGUACAUACCACUUAUAGAAGAAGCACUAAAAAUAGGACAACACAAACCAGAGAAAAUUCUCAUUUAUAAUCGUCCAAAUAUGGAGGCGGUUCCUUUGACUCCAGGUCGUGACCUUGAUUGGGAUGAAGAGAUGGUGAAAGCCCAAUCACAUGACUGUGUUCCUGUUCUUUCAGAACACCCACUGUACAUUCUUUACACAUCUGGCACAACGGGAUUGCCUAAGGGUGUGGUUAGGCCCACUGGGGGAUAUGCCGUCAUGCUAAACUGGUCAAUGUCUUCUAUAUAUGGACUUCAACCUGGAGAGGUGUGGUGGGCAGCUUCUGACUUAGGCUGGGUUGUUGGACAUUCCUAUAUCUGCUAUGGACCUCUUCUCCAUGGGAACACAACAGUCUUAUAUGAGGGGAAGCCUGUGGGAACACCAGAUGCUGGCGCUUAUUUCCGUGUGCUUGCAGAGCAUGGAGUAGCUGCCUUGUUUACAGCACCAACAGCAAUUAGAGCAAUCCGUCAACAGGACCCUGGGGCAGCCUUGGGGAAGCAGUACUCUCUGACAAGGUUCAAAACAUUAUUUUUGGCUGGAGAACGAUGUGAUAUAGAGACCCUGGAAUGGUCCAAAAGUGUCUUCAGAGUACCCGUCUUAGACCAUUGGUGGCAAACCGAGACUGGAUCUCCAAUUACAGCAUCAUGCAUUGGAUUAGGCAAUUCUAAAACACCUCCACCAGGGCAAGCAGGAAAAAGUGUUCCAGGAUACAAUGUUAUGAUUUUGGAUGACAACAUGCAAAAACUGAAGGCUCGGAGUUUAGGAAAUAUUGUGGUAAAGUUGCCAUUGCCACCUGGGGCUUUUUCAGGACUCUGGAAGAAUCAGGAAGCAUUCAAGCAUUUAUACUUUGAAAAAUUUCCCGGAUAUUACGAUACCAUGGAUGCUGGCUACAUGGAUGAAGAAGGCUAUGUGUAUGUUAUGUCUCGAAUGGAUGAUGUAAUAAAUGUCGCAGGUCACAGAAUUUCUGCAGGUGCCAUUGAAGAGUCAAUCCUUUCCCAUGGCACCGUGACAGACUGUGCUGUUGUUGGCAAGGAAGACCCUUUAAAAGGUCAUGUCCCCUUAGCACUCUGUGUGUUGAGAAAAGAUAUAAAUGCAACAGAGGAGCAAGUUUUGGAAGAAAUUGUGAAACAUGUUAGACAGAGCAUUGGCCCUGUGGCUGCUUUUCGAAAUGCAGUGUUUGUCAAGCAGCUACCCAAAACCAGAUCUGGCAAAAUCCCUCGAUCAGCUUUAUCUGCCGUUGUCAAUCGCAAGCCAUACAAGAUAACCUCUUCAAUUGAAGACCCCAGCAUUUUUGGCCACGUAGAAGAAAUACUGAAGCAAAUAUCAUGAGUUUGUUUUAUUUCUAUGUUGAGUCAAUUUCAGUUAAUUUUUUAAUUGUAAUUAAAAUAUUUGAGUUGUUUCUCAGCAAUAAAUAUUUCAGUAGAAAUUACUUGCAAACUGAAAUGUGAAUUGUAAAACUUGGCCUAAACAAAUCUAAAGAAAACUUGUGAAAGACCUGUGCCUUCUGUUUGAUGGGACCCUGUUAGCAUUGUUAAUAGUUGCUUAUAAGAUGGUUCAUUAUAUGUAAUCGGCUGCUUUAGAAAAAAUGUAUCUAGUGUAUUAUUUUUAAAAUUGCACCCCACAAGUAAAACACUUUAAUUGAAAGCAACACCAAUAUAGAGCCACUUCCUGAAACUAAGAAUCUGUAGUUUUGAUCCAAAAUCUAAAACUUGAAGUCAGAAAAUAACUAAAAUUUUUCUUGUAGAAAUUUUAGAUAUUUUCUAAUAUUCUUUAGAUAUUUUCUAAUAUUCUAGUUUUAAAUAGAUGAGAAGUUUAGGUAAUCAUCUAGACAGAUGAAAUUAUUAUCUAGGUAGGAGGACUUUUCUAGCUAUUCAUUUUCUGAGGGAAAGCUGAACACCAGGAUUAGAGCUAUACCUUUAGGUCAUUUGUUACUUAGGCAAGGAAAACCACAUAUCUGACCUGGCAUGGUGGCUCAGCUUGUAAUCCCAGCACUUUGGGAGACUGAGGCAGGUGGAUGACUUGAGGUCAGGAGUUCAAGACCAUCCUGGCCAAAAUGGUGAAACCCUGUAGCUACUGAAAAUACAAAAAUUAGCCAGGCGUGGUGGCAGGCUUCUGUAAUCCAGCUACUUGGAAGGCUGAGGCAAGGAGAACUGCUUGAACUGCAGAGGUGGAGGUUGUGGUGAGCUGGUAUCUGCCACUGCACUCCAGCCUGGGUAGAAUGAGACUCCAUCUCAAAACAACAACAAACCACCUGCCUGGCAGACAACCAAGAUACCAUUUAGUCCAAUCUUUUCAUGGAGAUGAGGGCUCUAGGGAGUACCUCCUAAUGUCUCAGGUUCUUAGUUGACUGUGCAUUUCUGAACUAUUCCAGAUUCCUGUGGGAACAAGGAAUCAAUGUACAAAUGUGGUGGAGUGGCAAGAAAAACUCUUAAGAAGGGAACAUCAAGGUUUUUACAUUAGGUUAAAGACCAAGAAGGUUUCCAGGCAGGCAGUGUAAUGUCUAGGUGAUUUUGAAGCGAACUUAAGCCACUAGGUUUGAGGGACAAAGGACCAAAGGACAAAAAAUGUGAAGACGGCAGAUCUCCUGCUCCACCUCAGGGAGCAGCAGCCCCAGAAAAAUAUGGCCCCAAAAAGAGGCAGGUCUCCUGCUGCAAGAUCUUCUGUUUUGUUUUUUGUUUUUUUUCCCACUCUUGUUGCCCAGGCUGGAGUGCAAUGGCGCAAUCUUGGCUCACCACAAACUCUGCCUCUGUGGUUCAAGUGAUUGAACCCCACUUGAAUCACAGAGGUAAUUCCGAGUAGCUGGGAUUACAGGCAUGAGUCAUCACGCCUUGCUAAUUCUGUAUUUUAUACAGACAGGGUUUCUCCAUGUUGUUCAAGCUAGUCUUGAGCUUUCAACAUCAGUUUAUCCACCUGCCUCAGCAUCCCAAAGUGCUGGGAUUACAAGCAUGAGCCACCAUGCCUGGCUGAGCCUCUGGUUUUUAAGAGAGAACAAAUAAUCCUGAUUUUUAUGUAAAAUCUCUAAUUUUAAAAUAAUAACUCUUAAAAAAUAUUGCAAUGUCCAAAAGUAUCUUUGCAUUUAAAGUCUAAAAAUCUCUUAAAUAUUUAUUUAAAUAAUUGAAAAGUUAGUUUUGUUAAGCUAAUAGGAAUGGGCCAGUUAACUAGAGUAGAUGGAUGUAGGAAAUUAAAUAUUUGAUUUACUUAGGGACCUAUAUGAUAUCAGUUCUCAAACAAUACAUUUUAACACAGAAGUAUACUGUGCUCAUUGUAUCUUUGAUCGUUCUUCAAGUAUUUCUCAAUCUUUUAGUCUAUCAGGAACAUUAUUAUCAAGAGCAAUUAUUAUAGCAUAAUACUCUGGGUACAUGAAAUGUAUGUGAGAGUUAAAUAGAUAAUAGAUGAAGGUUUAUUGUUAUAAAAAUGAUCAACUUAUAUAAAAACAUUCUGAAAAUGUUAACUUUUUUGGGACUAAAGUCUGCAAAAUAAAUAGCUUCUUAAAGCAAAUGCCUAUUAAA
This is a messenger RNA of Callithrix jacchus (white-tufted-ear marmoset), 4798 nucleotides long. RefSeq names its product acyl-CoA synthetase short chain family member 3 (gene ACSS3). The record is from RefSeq and is a predicted model, not a curated record. Gene Ontology annotation, molecular function: propionate-CoA ligase activity. NCBI's taxonomy places the organism in Eukaryota, Metazoa, Chordata, Mammalia, Primates, Cebidae. Gene Ontology annotation, cellular component: mitochondrial matrix.